AUGCUGGCGAGCAAGCCGACGCUGCUCCUCGAUUUGCGCCUCACCAACGCGUCGGACGACCAUCAGCCGACCCGCUGUCACAACUCCUUGUGGCACGACGCCAUGUCGAAUUCAUUGGGCGACGCGACGCGGAGAGGCGACUCACUACGCGCGGACGCAAGCGUGGGCGCCGCGGAGAAAUUUGCCGCACCGCACGGCCCGGGGGUGACGUUUGAGUCGACUUCGACGAGAGGACUCGGCGCCCGGGAAAGCCGGGCGUGGCUGGAGAUCGAGGAGGAAUGGAACGAGGAAGACGAAGACGAGGAGGGCGAGGAGGCGGCGAUGCUGGACGUCGACGCGUUCCUCGGGCGGCGGUUGACGCGCGAGCCGAGUUUUAGCAUCGAGGACGCGGCGCUGUACGGCCUGCCGGAGGAAGUGGCGACUCCGCGCCCCGCGUCAGCGCGAUUCACGGCGAGCGACAGUGAAGCAGCGGCGCUGCGACUCGCAGUAAUGGAAGCGGAGGUCAACAUAGUCAUGGAGACGAACCGCCUCGUGUCCGCCAUUAAAUGCCAGCUCACCUCCCCCUGCUCCACCAUCCCGCCCCGCUCUCCCUCCGCCGCGGGCACCACCUCCCCCUCUCCCCCCCGCACCUCCUGGGACUUCCGCUCCUUCUCCUCCCCCGCAACCACCCCCUCCCCCGCCUCUGCUUCCGCCCACUCCGCUCUCUCCCCCUGGCGCAGAAAAACCCCCGCAGUGUCCCCCACAGCUGGGUGGGCCUCGCAGGUUCCAGAGGAAGAGCCGGUGUUUGGUUCCCCCAUGGCUGAUCGGCCCAUCUCUCGCUCCCUCACCUCCUCCUCGCUGCUUCCCCGCCCGCGCUCGUCGCACAUCACCCGCUCCCGCACUGCCUCGUGCGACCGCCUGCCUGCGAGCUUCGUGCCUCGCAGUGAAUCUAAUGGCUCGACGGGUUCCAGUGCUGAUCGAUCACCGUUUGGUGGUGUGGCUGGUGGUGGUUGCGAGCGCAGCGUGUCGCAAACACGCCUGCCGUCAUUUUCGAAUGGGACAGGAGGAGCUCCUGUGAGGAAGAUGCUGGGGGCGCUGAGGCGGCAAAUGAGCUUGCCCACGGGGCGGCUGCACAAGGAGCUGGCGGAGUGGCAGCGCAACCCCCCGCACGGAUUCGUGUACCACCCCAGUGACAACCUGCAGAGAUGGAGCAUAGACGUGCACGGGGCAGCGGGCACGCUGUAUGCAGGGGAGGUGUUUCAGCUGCAGGUCGACUUCCCCUCCAACUACCCCCUCGAGGCCCCUCAGGUCAUAUUCUCGCGCAACCCACCAGUGCACCCACACAUCUACAGCAACGGUCACAUAUGCCUUGACAUUCUGUACGACUCGUGGUCGCCCGCCAUGACAGUGAGCGCCGUGUGCCUCUCCAUCCUCUCCAUGCUCUCCAGCUGCAAGGAGAAGGUGAGGCCGGCAGACAACGACCGGUAUGUGCAGCGCAGCGGCCAGUCCCCCAAGAACACACGCUGGUGGUUCCACGACGACCAGGUGUAG
Messenger RNA from Closterium sp. Yama58-4, 1530 nucleotides. NCBI's taxonomy places the organism in Eukaryota, Viridiplantae, Streptophyta, Zygnematophyceae, Desmidiales, Closteriaceae. The record is from the annotation of a GenBank genome assembly.